AUGGUCAGGAGUGGAGCGACCUAUUUGCCAUAUUACCUUCCUUGCCCGGAUCUCUUCACCAUCAAACUACAAUACAGAGAGGAAAAGGCACUUCCACCCUUUCCGCAGUUAUUUUACCCUCAGCCAAAAGCUCUGCAGCAGAUGCGCACUGAUGUGCUCACACUGACCCCGUGGCUGGCCCCUGUUGUCUGGGAAGGGACCUUCAACUCAGACAUGCUGGACAGUGUUUACAAGCCGCUGAACCUCACCAUUGGAGUGACGGCCUUUGCCAUUGGGAAAUACAUGCAAUUUGUAAGCCGCUUCUUGGACUCUGCAGAAAAGCACUUCAUGACAGGCUACCGCGUGAAUUACUACAUUUUCACCGACAAUCCUCAAGAACUCCCCUUUGUUCGGCUUCAGCCUGGACGAAUCCUCAGCCUCGUCCCCAUCAAAAAAUACAGCCACUGGCAAGAGAUCUCCAUGCGGCGGAUGGAAGCCAUAAACCUCCACAUCUCAGAGACCAUCCACCGUGAAGCAAACUACCUCUUCUGCUUGGACAUUGACAUGGUGUUCCAUAACUCGUGGGGCACGGAGACCCUGGGGGAGAUGGUAGCCGCGAUCCAUCCGGGCUACUAUAAAGUCCCAAGUCGGGAGAUGUUCCCUUAUGAGAGGAGAAAGUCUUCUGCAGCCUACAUCUCUAGCAAAGAGGGGGACUUCUACUAUGGCGGGGCUGUCUUUGGCGGCCUGAUCAAGAACGUGUAUGAGUUUACCAGGGCUUGCCACAUGACCAUACUGGCUGACAAGGCCAACGGCAUCAUGGCGGCCUGGCAGGAAGAGAGCCAUCUGAACAAGCACUUUCUGUCCCUUAAACCUUCAAAGCUGCUGUCGCCGGAGUACAUCUGGGAUGACCGGAAGCCAAAGCCUCCUGAGCUGAGGAUCAUACGGUUCUCAACGGUGUCGAAGAAUUACAAGGCGCUAAGGAACUAG
Messenger RNA from Euleptes europaea (tarantolino), 966 nucleotides. It is a transcript of the gene GBGT1, whose product is annotated as globoside alpha-1,3-N-acetylgalactosaminyltransferase 1 (FORS blood group). The transcript has 5 exons. Gene Ontology annotation, biological process: carbohydrate metabolic process. Gene Ontology annotation, molecular function: globoside alpha-N-acetylgalactosaminyltransferase activity. Gene Ontology annotation, cellular component: vesicle; Golgi apparatus; membrane. The record is from RefSeq and is a predicted model, not a curated record. NCBI's taxonomy places the organism in Eukaryota, Metazoa, Chordata, Lepidosauria, Squamata, Sphaerodactylidae. The coding region runs from base 1 to 966 and encodes 321 amino acids.